CCUCCCGGGGCAGCCCGGGGACGCCGGGCUCGGGCCUCUGCACUCGCCUUGGCCGGCCGGGGAGCCUUCCCCGUCGCCCCCAAAGUUUCUGGGUUCGUUGGAAUCUUUGGAUUCAGGAUUUUUUCUUUUUUGUUUUUCACCUACCAAUUUAAGGGGCAAACUUUUGACAAAUCGACCGCCCUUUCUCUCCGCUAGCUCUCUGUCCCCCUUCUUUUUUUUCGAGCAGGGGAAGGGGCUUACGAGAGAGGCUCCCGCUGGACAAAGUUUUCCAAAGUUUUCCGAGUGUGAUGGUUGCGGGGAGAGCGAACCCACCAGCUUGAUUCACGGCUUCCUCUCGCCAGCCCUCGAGCAGCCCCUAAGCCCGCUAUAAGGGAACAAACAAACAAACAAACAAACAAAGUUACAUUCCGAGUCGCCUCGUGUUUCCUCUCUCUCUUCUUUUAGGCAUUUUUUUUUCCUCCCUCUCUCCGCUCCCCUCGCAGCCUCCACUCCCCUUCCCUCGGCCCCUUCCUCCAUUUCUGUCUCGGCUGGAGGUGCCGGGACCCCCGGCCGCAGCCUCCCCUCCCCCGCCGCUCCGGCCCUUCUCUGGCCCUCCCCUCCCCCGCCGCGGCCGGCACAGCCAAUCCCCCAAGCGGCCGCCAACAUGCUCUUUGAGGGCUUGGAGCUGGUGUCGGCGCUGGCCACCCUCGCCGCGUGCCUGGUGUCGGUGACGCUGCUGCUGGCCGUGUCGCAGCAGCUAUGGCAGCUGCGCUGGGCUGCCACCCGCGACAAGAGCUGCAAGCUGCCCAUCCCUAAGGGCUCCAUGGGCUUCCCGCUCAUCGGAGAGACCGGCCACUGGCUGCUACAGGGCUCCGGCUUCCAGUCGUCGCGGAGGGAGAAGUAUGGCAACGUGUUCAAGACGCACUUGCUGGGGAGGCCACUGAUCCGCGUAACGGGCGCGGAGAACGUACGCAAGAUUCUUAUGGGCGAACACCACCUCGUGAGCACCGAGUGGCCGCGCAGCACGCGCAUGCUGCUGGGCCCGAACACGGUGGCCAACUCCAUCGGCGAUAUCCACCGCAACAAACGCAAGGUCUUCUCCAAGAUCUUCAGCCACGAAGCCCUGGAGAGCUAUCUGCCCAAGAUCCAGCUGGUGAUCCAGGACACACUGCGUGCCUGGAGCAGCCACCCGGAGGCCAUCAACGUGUACCAGGAGGCGCAGAAGCUCACCUUCCGCAUGGCCAUCCGCGUGCUGCUGGGCUUCAGCAUCCCCGAAGAGGACCUGGGGCACCUCUUUGAGGUCUACCAGCAGUUUGUGGAGAACGUCUUCUCCCUGCCUGUUGACCUGCCCUUUAGCGGCUACCGGCGGGGCAUUCAGGCACGGCAGAUCCUACAGAAGGGCCUGGAAAAGGCAAUCCGGGAGAAGCUGCAGUGCACCCAGGGCAAAGACUACUUGGACGCACUGGACAUCCUCAUCGAGAGCAGCAAGGAGCACGGGAAGGAGAUGACCAUGCAGGAGCUGAAGGACGGGACCCUGGAGCUGAUCUUCGCGGCCUAUGCCACCACUGCCAGCGCCAGCACCUCGCUCAUCAUGCAGCUGCUGAAGCACCCGGCCGUGCUAGAGAAGCUGCGGGAGGAGCUGCGGGCCCAGGGCAUCCUGCACAGUGGCGGCUGCCUCUGUGAGGGCACGCUGUGCCUCGACACGCUCAGCGGACUGCACUACCUGGACUGCGUCAUCAAGGAGGUCAUGCGCCUUUUCACACCCAUUUCUGGCGGCUACCGCACUGUGCUGCAGACCUUCGAGCUUGACGGUUUCCAGAUCCCCAAAGGAUGGAGUGUCAUGUACAGCAUCCGGGAUACCCAUGACACGGCGCCCGUGUUCAAAGACGUGAACGUGUUUGACCCCGACCGCUUCAGUCAGGCGCGGAGCGAAGACAAGGACGGCCGCUUCCAUUACCUCCCCUUUGGUGGCGGCGUCCGGACCUGCCUGGGCAAGCACCUGGCCAAGCUGUUCCUGAAGGUUCUGGCGGUGGAGCUGGCCAGCACGAGCCGCUUUGAGCUGGCCACACGGACCUUCCCUCGCAUCACCUUGGUCCCUGUCCUGCACCCCGUGGAUGGCCUCAGCGUCAAGUUCUUUGGCCUGGACUCCAACCAGAACAAGAUCCUGCCAGAGACCGAGGCCAUGCUGAGCGCAACUGUCUGAUGGCGCCUGACCCACACCCCCACCUCAGCCUGGCCAGGCCAUGGGGGUGGGAGGCGAUGGAAGGGUAGAAACCUGUGUGUAGAGGGGGCUGGAACCUGGGGAAGAGGGAGCAGCCCCCCAGACCUCACCCUCCCCUGUCCCCCCUUCCUGGCAAACCCUACCCAAAGCCAAAAGGGCCCCAUCCUUUGGGGGAUGGGGGUCUUCCUCCUGGCUCUUGCUUCUCUCCCAUCUCUCUCCAGUUUCCACCAGCUUAGCUCCUGGGAAAGGGCGCGGCGGGGGGUCUGCAUGCCUGUUACAGUGUUAAAUGUCAGUCAGCUCGUGCUGCAGUGUCUGCUUGUGAUGUUCCAAACUGGUCCCUCCCCUCCCGUUCCUUUUGGACGCUUCCAGUUUGAGGUCAGGUGGUUGACAUGGGGGAAGGAGGAAAGCAGGUGCCACCUUUGGUGCCCUCUUCAUUGCCCCUCCCCCUCGUGCCUCUGGAGUGCUCCUUCCCAGAGUGUGGCCUCCGAGGAACAGCAUCCUGAGUAAUAAAAGAGAGUCACCCUUGGUGAGGGCAGGGGCUGCCACCAGCCUGAAGGGGCCUGGCCCCUUUACCAGUUUGGACAUUUGAAAUUACCUAUUGCUGCUACUUUUUCUCUCCUCUGACCUUGGGGCAAAGGAGCCCCAGGCCCUGUCCUCCCAGCAUCUUCCCUGGUGGCCCUGGGCUCCCGCACUGACAUCCCCUCCUUCCCGCCAGGCAGCCUUGAGCCCACCCUGCUCCCCUGUUACACACACGCCUAAGGCCCUUGGCUCUCGGGCUGCCUCCUGCUCCUCCCCCCGUAUUUAUUCACUGAUGUAACCUAAUCUUGGUGUUACUGGGGGCUGGAACAAGCAUCUCCUCUGUCCCCUAGCCUCUGCCCACAGAUGUCCCGGGCAGGACUUCUGUGAGUGACGCAGCACACCUCCCUCCCCCAACCCCCAGGGUUGAUGGCUCCCCCAGGCUCCAGACCUUCUGUGGGUUCAACCUCAGACCCUCACUCCCAGGGGGAAAUCUUGCGCCUCGGCCUUUGUCCCCUGGUGGAGAUGGCGAAAUGGCCCACGGCCUCCCUCCCUGUUCUGUCCAAGACCGGGAUCACGUGGGGACUUGAAGGCUGCCGCCAUCUCCUCUUAGGCCACUUUCACCCUGGUGCCCCCACUCCGGCUAGUGAGUAUGGGGAAGGAUACGGGUUCUUUCUUCUGACGGGGAGCAAAGGCCUCCGUCGUCCCUUCCUUGACCCUCACCCUUUGCCCUUUGCCCUUGGAAAGGUGUCCUUGAAGUCCCUUCCCACCUCUAUGCCACUGUCUGCUUAGCCCAGCUCAGGGGUGUGGGGACAAGAUGAAAGCAAGGGAGGUGAGCAUAGAAGGCAGCCCUCCUCGGAGCAGCCUUGGCCCUGGGCUGGGUCUGGAGGUGGCACCGGGUGGGUGGGCUGCAGCGAGAGGCAGGACGAGUGCACGUGCUAUUUGUCAGAAGUGAUUUGGUUGAAAACGGCGGUCAGGGGAUGACGAGGAAAGAGGAGUAGCUCCUGCCACCCCUCCCCUGCAUUUUGAGUGUUGGCAGUUUGGGAUGCCUCCCAGGGAUGGUUGGGGGCCUUGGUGAGUCUGUAUGUGAUUUUGUCUGUUUUCAGAGUUUUCUUUGCUUUCUGUGUUUCUCUGUUGGCUUUUGAUGUUAUAAAGGCAGUGAAUCCUUUUUACCAGAAAAUCAAAACUACACAGAAGAAUGCAGGACAGCAAUCCCCUUAGUGCCCUCUCCAAGCAGUGACCACUCAGAGCAGCUCAGUGGCCCCUCCAGCAGUGUUCAGCCUCAGCCUCGCUCACCCCCACCUCGGGGCGGCGUUACCGGAGUGGGCUCCUCUGUGACGGACUGUUCUGUAACUCCCCGUUCUCAAGGGUUUCAUUUGGUUCCUACCUUUUCACUAUCGAAAAAAGUACAGAACAGACAUUAUUGGCCAAAAUAGACAUUUAAAAAAAAUUAGUAAAAUCUCUCAAUCCCCCCCCACAUUCUGAAAAACAGGCAAAAAUGUGUAAAGACUCAUCAAAGCUUGCAAAAUAGCUGCAUGGUCCACCAGAAUUUGUUACCCACAAAAAAGCCCAGUGUCUGGAAAGUUCAUUCUCCGUGGAACUGACCCCAGCCUGCCCCGAACCAACUGUUUUUGACUGAAUAUCCGGGAAUGCAGUAAGUGCCGCUCCGACAGGGAGCCCAUCGCCCGGCCCUGGUGGGGGUGCUCUGGGAGGCCUCAGACGCCUUCGGUUGGGGUGACCAGCCUGGGAGGAGCAGAGAAAAGCUGAGGGGGAUCCCUGUGAGGGAGGAAGGAAGGAUCAUUUGCCCCGCUGGGUCUCAAAGGCAACAAGAAGAGAACUGGAGAACGCUCUUGGCUGGCUGAAGGAGGGUUCCAGUGUCGAAGUUUGUCACCUCUCCUCUAGACGUCCAUCCGUGUCUAUGUUUGUGUGUAGGUUUUAUAGAGGUAACAUUAGAUGGGUGGCGUUUUCUCACUUACCAUUCCUAACUAUUGUAACUUGACAUUAAAAAGACAAAACCCCACAAAACUCUUCCUGCCAUGGGCUUGCAGAAUGAAGCACUUUCGAUGUUGGGCGCUGGCGUUUGUGUUCUGGGCACCAUCCUGACCCUGCCCAGGUCGCUAUAAUAUUAUUUUAUACACAAAACUUUUUUUUUUUCAUAAAUGUUAUAAUUUUGUGUCUGUCUUUAUAAACUAUUAUAAGUACUAUUUUUGUUAUAAUUCAAAAUAGAUAUUUAGUAUAAAGUUUUUGCUGUUAAAUAUUUGUUAUUUAGUAAAAUAUGAAUUUUUUUCUCUAUUGUAAACAUGGUUCAAAAUAUUAAUAUGUUUUUAUCACAGUUGUUUUAAUAUUGAAAAAGCACUUGUGUGUUUUGUUUUGAUAUGAAACUGGUGCCGUGUGAGUGUUUUUGCUGUCAUGUGGUUUUAAUCUGUAUAUAAUAUUCCAUGUUGCAUAUUAAAAAAAUGAAUGUUGUGCAUUUUGUGA
Molecule: messenger RNA, 5194 nt
Organism: Equus quagga
Lineage: Eukaryota; Metazoa; Chordata; Mammalia; Perissodactyla; Equidae
Product: cytochrome P450 26B1
Exons: 6
Coding region: 644-2182 (512 amino acids)
Biological process (GO): sterol metabolic process
Molecular function (GO): monooxygenase activity; iron ion binding; heme binding
Source: RefSeq, a predicted model, not a curated record